UGAGGAUCUUGCUGCCAUUGAUCAUCCUGCAAGUCAGCUGCACCGCCAAAGGUAAUUGCGCGUUCACCUUGAGGCAAGAUCCUGACGUUACAGUGACGAGAGGUCACACGGCAAAACUUUAUUGCAUUUAUCCAAUUUUGUCCGCUAAAUAUGUGAGAAUACAUUGGUGGAGAGACGGGGAAGACAAAUUCCUGGACGAAGGAACAGACAGAAGAAUAUAUUCCUCUUUCCUUCCCAAGGGAGGUGCCAUUUUACAGAUCAAUGCUGUGACGGCAGAGGACGCCGGGGUUUAUUUCUGUACGCUGACACACGCCACAGUCACAAAUGGGACAGGUACAAAACUAACGGUUUACGAUCCUCCAACCCCUCUGCGUCUGAUGGCUACGCUGCCUAAGAACGAAUCAGUCACUCUGGCUCUUAUUUGUAACACCGCUGCGUUCUUCCCGCAAGGUCUGAACAUAACUUGGUACAAGAAUGGGUCAGCUAUUAUACCUGCAGUCGAGCCAAACAAAACAAAGACAACUACGGGAUUGUACAAGGCUUCAAGCUGCCUGACUGAGACCGAGCCUGUGGAGGACGGAACAGUUUAUACCUGCCAAGUUUCUCACAUCGCUCUUCCAAACCCGGCCAACAUCAGCUACACUUACUACAGUCCAGAUUCUGGCAAGCACAUUUCAUUUGAUUAUCGGAUUUAUGGCUACCUCGGAACAGGAAUAAUAUUUUCCCUGAUUAUCAUUUUCAUUGUGAUAGGUAGAGGAAUGCGAAAGCAGUCGAAUGGGCACGACGACACCAAGACAACGCAAUCCGAAGAGGAUCAAAAGGUAACAUACGUCACCCUAAAUAUGGCUCGGGCCAAGACAUUCACUAAAGUCAGAAAUGAUGAACAGAAUACAAUAUAUGCCCAGACGAUUCAAGGACAGCCUGAAAGUCAAACUGAAGAAAUCGAUAUCAACGCGGACUACUGCAACAAAACAUAAUCACCCAUAUACUGAAACUAUAUAUUCUUAUUUCAAGCUCUCCUGAAUCGCAAUUGUUUUUAAACCAAAAUGCCAAGCCUGGCUGCGGCCAUUGAAUUCAGUAUCAGCAUUCAGAUUUCGAGGUCAGACUUAACGAAAGAAAGGAUCUGCGUGCAAUUGAAGUGGGCAUGCUCAUUGAGUUCAGAGGUUGUAUCUUAUCGAACUGCAAUUGGAUGCAUCUGGCUCUUGACGGACGAGGCAGAAAACAGGGGAUUCACCGUGAAUAAUUGACAUUUUACUUUUGUAAUUUCAACAUUUUAGCUCAUUGGUAGUUAUAUACUGUAGAUGGUCAAUAGGACAAGUUUAUAUUUUUAUGACUGAGGUUAUAAAUGACGUCCCACAAUAUUUAUAUUUGUUAUAGAA
Molecule: messenger RNA, 1379 nt
Organism: Hypanus sabinus (Atlantic stingray)
Lineage: Eukaryota; Metazoa; Chordata; Chondrichthyes; Myliobatiformes; Dasyatidae
Product: tapasin-related protein-like
Exons: 7
Coding region: 378-977 (199 amino acids)
Source: RefSeq, a predicted model, not a curated record